CCGGCUCUGCGCGCGCCGCAGCCCGCCCCUGAACUUCCGGCGGGUGCGCCGCUUCCGGCCGGGCGCGCGAGAGUUCCCGACUCUCGCGAGAGCUGCCGAGAUUCUGGCGGCGGGAUAGGGGGCGGGGCCGUGGACAUCUUGAGGAAGCAAAGAUGGAGAAGCGAGAGCGGGGCGGGAAGCAGGCGCCGAGCCAGGCCCCUCAGCAGUCGCCUGUCACGGCCAGGAAAGAGAGGAGGCCGAGCAUGUUCGAGAAGGAAGCAUAUGCACAGAUCUUAAAAGAAAGACUGAGAGAAUCUUUUCAUGAUGUUCAGUAUGUGGAGCCUCCAUUUGAUGACUCAAUUGUGGAUAUAGGUAAAGAAUGGAAGAGUGCCCUGGCGAAAUUAAAGUUUGCUAAUUCCUAUAGAAUGGAGCCAUUGAGGAAAUUCCAAGCUCAUUCAGUGGAAACUAAAGUCCAGCAGAUAUUAAAGGAAAGUCUUAAAGAUGUCAAAUAUGAUGAUAAAGUCUUCUCUCAUCUGUCACUUGAAUUGGCAGACCGCAUAUUGUUAGCAGUCAAAGAAUUUGGGUUCCAUCGUUAUAAGUUCAUUAUAAAAGUAUUAUUUAUUCAAAAGACUGGUCAAGCAAUAAAUAUUGCCAGCAGAUGGAUCUGGGACGUUGCUUGGGACAGCUGGGUUGAAGCGAAGCAUGAAACUGAAUCUUACGUAGCACUGGCGCUGGUAUUUGCUCUUUACUGUGAAUAGCUUGAUUCCCAUACUAAAGGGUUUACAUUCCAACUUCUCAAGAUAAAUGAAAAAAAGAUGAAUGAAAUAGAUAGAUUGUGAACCUCAUGGUAGCUUUGAUUAACUACAUUGUUAUCUACAAUUGAGUUUUUAAUGGAAUUCUUGUAACAACAAACAAGAAAACUAGAUUUUUAAAUUUAUACUUCCCAGUUGUAUUUAUUAACAUUGUGUUAUACAAAAGUAGUAUGAGGUGUGUGUAUUUAUGAAUUCUUAUAGUGAAUAAUAAUAAAGAGAGAUAUUCUUUUUAGAUUUAUGAAAAUUAGAAUUUGCUGCAGGAAAUUAAGAUACAAUCUUGUAAAGUAUCAAAUGGCCGGGGUGUUUGGACCCUGCACCCUAUGGGAGACCAGGACAGGAAAACAGACAAGAGAG
Molecule: messenger RNA, 1145 nt
Organism: Oryctolagus cuniculus (rabbit)
Lineage: Eukaryota; Metazoa; Chordata; Mammalia; Lagomorpha; Leporidae
Source: RefSeq, a predicted model, not a curated record